AAGAGUGAAGAUAUAAGGGAGUGCGAGAGAUAGGGGGUGUGUGUGUGAGAGAGAGAAAAAGAGAGACGCGCACACACACACGCACAGACGAGGGGAAGUGAGGAGUGUGAAAAGAAAGAGGAGGCAGAGCAGAGAGAGGAGGAGACACUGCUGCUUCCGCCGCCACUGCUGCUGCCGCUGCUGCUUACACACACACACGCACCAUGGAGAGCAGACUUGAACCCACGGUUGCCAGUAUCCCCUGACUGCAUCUGCAAGAAGGCAAUGGAACGCGCUGGGAGAGGAGCAGGCGAGCGACUGACAGGGUCCGUCGCUCCUGUGUCCAGUCGUUAGCAGGCUGCUGCUUGCUGUGCUGUGCCGUGCCAUCGCGGUCUCCGCUAGUCUAUAAGGAGGGAAUUCUUCAGUCGUCUCCUCCGGAAGGCACAGCCCUCUGUUAAUAUUUGAUACAUUGCUUCCAUGCAGCAGGAAAGGAAACAGGCGGAAUAGCACGGGGGGGGUUGUGUUGGAGCUGAUACAGAUCAUUUUGGAUGGGCAAGAGGACGCAGUUGGAUUUACAAGAUAUCUGCACGCCACAAGGACACACAAUAUUUUAGCUUGGCAUGACUGCAUCUAAGGACGACUCUUAUCAAGAACCCUCUUCGUCCCUCAGGGCUGGCUUUCAGAACUCAUAAGUGUUUUAUGUGCUAGUUGUUGGCCACAAUUGGAUUUUAAAACUGUUGUGCUUCGCUGCAUCUGGAGGAAAAAAGCUAAAACAUUGCCCUCCAUGGUUUCUGCCCAUCUCAAAAAGCUAUCAUCUUACAUUAUAAAGAUUUAUAAAGGAAUGUUUACAAAGAAAUUGGCGAAUACCACAAAGAAGAAAGAGAGCAGUGAAACUAAAAAAGAACCCAAAUUGACCCCUGAUUUGCAUGCUCGGAAUCCAACAUUGUCCACAGCUUUAAAAACCACAGUGAAAAAAAUAUCUAAAUGCUCAUCUGCACGCAACAUUUCUCUUGAAGACGACGACGGACAAAACGACUGCUCUUCUCUUUCUCCAACCUUUAGUUACCGUGUAGCCAUCGCUAACGGACUACAAAAAAACGCUCUCUUGAACAAUAAUGAAAGUGUCUUUCAUGAAGUCUUGUCCAUUGAUAGUAGUUACUCUGACUCUCUGAGUGAAGCCAAACUUGUCCAUAGAUUCGAUGAACAAAAAGCUUAUACCAUGCCUGUGAGAAGGAAUAGGAAGAGUUUAAUCAGUCUGGCUCCUUCGGACGGGAGUUCAGAGGGUGAGAGGGUUGAACGCACCAGCUUGCAUACACUUCGGUUAGGUGCACUGCGGAAGCUAAGAAAAUGGAAGAAGAGUCAGGAGUGUGUUUCUUCCGACUCCGAGGUGAGCAACUGGAGGAAGACCCUGGGCAUUAGGAGCAAGUCAUUGGACCGCGCUGGCCGUCAGCACAAGACCCCAACUUUGGAGCCCGGGUCCAGCUCCACCGGCUGCAUUAGUCAAACCCAGGAUGUGAUGGAGAUGAUCUUUAAGGAGCUCCAGGGGAUCAGCCAAAUCGAGACAGAACUCUCUGAGCUACGUGGCCACGUCAAUGCGCUCAAGAACUCCAUUGAUGAGAUCUCUAGUAGUGUGGAGGUGGUGCAGAGUGAAAUCGAGCAGCUCCGCUCAGGCUUUGUGCAGUCGAGGCGAGAGACACGCGACAUACAUGAUUACAUCAAGCAGAUUAGCCAUCAGACCAACAAAUCUACACUGAGAUUUCUAAAUGUGCCUGAGGACAAGUUUGAGAAAACAGAGGAUCUCAUUUAUCAAAUUCUGAGGGAGAAAAUGGGUUUUGCUGAAGCACACAAGACACUAAAAAUUGAACUGGCCCAUCGAUUAGGGCAACAAAGAGAAUGCUCGAAUGCGAAACCGCGUCCCAUUAUAGUUAUUUUUUCAUCCCCACAAGACAGGGAUCUAGUUUUAAAAAAGAGCUAUAAACUUAAAGGAACAGGUAUAUCAAUCUCCACUGAUGGCUUUGGUCAGGAAGUAAAAGAGAAGAAAGAGAAAGGGAUUAGCUCCUCCCAAACAUAUGAGAGUAUGGAUAUGAAAAUUGCUGCCAAGGAGAAAGCAAUGACGACUGAAAGUGAUGACUGGGACUCAAUGGAAAGUGAUAAGGAGCUAGAUGAACUUAGCAAAAAUAAAUAUGCAAUGGUCACCAAGCCAGUCCAUAAAAGUAAGUCAGACAAAAAAAAGUCUCAUGACCGCUCUGAUGAUGGAGCAUAUGUCAGCUCAGUACAUUAUGCCGAUGAUAGCUAUGAUGACCCUGAUAAACAGAGCAAGCCUUAUUAUACGGACAUAACCCCUGGAUGGCUCUCUCAAAGUGACUACUCAACACCUAAACUCAGCCGCUCUGAGUCUGACUGCUCCAAACUAUGCCAGUCUUACUCAGAGGACUUCUCUGAGAGCCAGUACCUCAGCAGAACCAAUGGAUGUUCUCUUCUCUCUUCUUCAGAUCAGGAGCUAUGGCAACGGAAACAGGAGGACAUGGCCUCAGCUUGGUAUGCGAGUCCUCCCAGUCAGACCUUGAGUCAGGAAAACCCACCCUAUGUGGAGCCAAAUGAAGUGGAGACAACUGAGACCAUUGACAGUGGUGUAAGCAAUGGACUGGUCUGCAUAUCAGGAGACCGCAGUCACUAUAGUGGCUCACAGCUUUCCCUGCAAGGUGAUCUCUCUCCAUGGAAGGACUGGCAUCACUUAGAACAAGGUGCUGACUCUGGCCUUGAUGCUUCCACUGAGCAAAACAUAAUUUCUGAGGUCAGUAGCCCCUUUGACCCAUCAGCCAAUCCUGGCUUCCCAGAGAAUAUCACUAAAUGUCUGGAGGUGGAUUUGCAGUUUGAGGGUGAAAAUUACCUGACACUCGAUAGCACCCCAUCCACUGAACCUAUGUUAGAUAGUGAAAUUGCAAUUGAAAGUGAACUCAUAACUGAAAGUGAGCCUAUGAUGCAGAGCAUGCCAGUGAUAGAACACAAACCAGUGAAGGAAAGCAUGGUUGUUAGAGAGAUCAAACCAGUGAAGGAAAGCAAGCCUGUUAGAGAGAUUAAGCCAGUGAAAGAAAGUAAGGCAACAAAAGAGAGCAAGCCAAUCAAGGAAAUCAAACCUGUAACAGAGAGCAAGUCAGUCAAGGAAAUCAAACCUGUAACAGAGACCAAGUCAGUCAAGGAAAUCAAACCUGUUACAGAGAGCAAGUCAGUCAAGGAAGUCAAACCUGUUACAGAGAGCAAACCAAUCAAAGAAAUCAAACCUGUUACAGAGAGCAAACCAGUUGUUGAAACCAAGCCUGUUGUAAAAAAUGAACCAGUUGUGGAAAGCAAACCCGUGGUAGAAAGCAAACCUGUGGUAGAAAGUAAACAAGUCACUCAACCACAACCUCCCCCAAGCCAACACUUUAAAGAAGUUAAUGUCAAUCACUUUCCACAAAGUCAGAACAAAACAGCUACAAUGUACCGCAGUCAAAGUGAAAUCAGGACAGAACAAAUAGAAGAGGUGCCUAAAUCCUGGAGCAGUAGGCUCAGCAUAGAUCUCACCGACAAAAGCUUCAGCUUUGGAUUUGGCAACACCCUACAGAGAGCCAAAUCGGCAUUAGAAGUUGUUUGGAAUAAAGGCUCUCAGAGCACCAGUGCCCCCACAGAGGAACCAGCUAGCUCCUCAUUUAUGGGCCGAUUCAGGACCCAGUCCCAAUCCACACCCAAUGACUCAAGCACCACCAUUGACUCUGAUGUGUACGCCGAUUCAUUUUAUUACAAGGCAGAGGAUGAAGAGCAGGCGACUGAGCAACCCGUUGACAAUGAAACACAUUAUGUUGAAGUGAUGGAGCAGGUGCUUGCCAACCUAGAGAACAGAACCAAUGCCAGUGAACCUGAGGAGGAACCUGAGUACCAAGAGGAAUACCAAGAGCCAGAGGCCUCUCAGGACUACGAGGCGGACCAAGAGGGUGGAAAUAUUGUUCUGGAGUAUGACUGCAGCCUUGAUGACCAGUACGAUGAGGAAUAUGUUGAGGACUAUGAUGACAACCCAAUGACAGAGGACACACAAGAAUAUGAGGCCAUGGUUGAUUAUAUUGAUGUGACUGAGGACGCAGAUGACAACGAGGAGACUGAAGACAUUGAUGAAAUUGAAGAAGUUGAGGAAAUCGAGGAUAUUGAGGUUAUAGAGGAAACCAUAGAGAUUACCAAGGAAGAAGUGGUCAAAGAAGGUGUGGAGCAAGAGGAUGAAAACAAAAACAUACCUGAAACUACACCUGUUCCACCUCCAGCUGAAGCACCACCGAAGAAGCGAAUUCGUCCAACCUUCAAAGAGGCUGCGCUGAGAGCAUACAGGAAACAAAUGGCAGAGCUGGAGCAACAGAUUCUUGCAGGAGAUAGCAGUGCUUUGGACUCACAGGGUCAUGGAAAUGCUCUGGAUGCUUUGGGUUCAGGAGGGGCUGGCAGCAUACUUUAUGGUAUUGACAGUAUGCCAGAUUUACGUCGCAAGAGGACCAUGCCUAUUGUCCGAGACCUGGCUUUGACUUUGGCUGCUCGAAAGGCAGGCAUUUCGUUCGCCCUGGUGAACAGAUCUACCUUGAACAACGAGGAUCUGAAACUCCAUGUGCUUAGGAAGACCUUGCAGGCCUUGAUCUACCCCAUCUCAUCCACCACGCCCCACAACUUUGAGGUGUGGACGGCGACCGCUCCCACAUACUGCCAUGAGUGUGAGGGCUUGUUGUGGGGCAUUGCUCGGCAGGGCAUGCGCUGCUCUGAAUGUGGGGUCAAGUGUCAUGAAAAGUGUCAGGACCUUCUCAACGCAGACUGUCUACAGAGAGCGGUGGAGAAGAGCUCCAAGCAUGGAGCUGAGGACAAAACCCAGAACAUCAUCAUGGCCAUGAAGGAGCGCAUGAAGAUCCGGGAGAAGAAUAGGCCUGAGGUGUUUGAAGUGAUCCAGGAGAUGUUUGAGAUCACCAAGGAGGACUUUACCACGCACCUUAAGUCAGCCAAGCAGGCUGUGCUGGAGGGCACCUCCAAGUGGUCUGCUAAAAUCACCAUUACAGUUGUGUGCGCACAGGGCUUGCAAGCCAAGGACAAGACGGGCUCCAGUGACCCUUACGUCACCGUGCAAGUGGGGAAGACCAAGCGCAGGACCAAGACCAUAUUCGGAAACCUCAAUCCUGUCUGGGAAGAAAAAUUCUUCUUCGAGUGCCACAAUGCCACUGACAGGAUAAAGGUGAGAGUUUGGGACGAGGAUGAUGACAUCAAGUCGCGGGUGAAGCAACACUUCAAGCGGGAGUCUGAUGACUUCCUUGGCCAGACCAUUAUCGAGGUGCGGAUGCUGAGUGGUGAAAUGGACGUCUGGUACAAUCUGGACAAAAGAACGGACAAAUCUGCCGUGUCGGGCGCCAUUAGACUAAAGAUCAGCGUAGAGAUGAAAGGAGAAGAAAAAGUGGCUCCACCCCAUGGCCAGUACACUUGUUUACAUGAGAAUCUGUUCCACUACCUGACUGAGGUGAAGUAUGGCGGAGCCGUGAAGAUCCCAGAGGUGAAAGGGGACGAGGCCUGGAAGGUUUACUUCGACGAUGUCUCCCAGGAGAUAGUUGACGAGUUUGCCAUGCGUUUUGGUGUGGAAUCCAUCUACCAGGCCAUGACUCACUUCUCCUGCCUGUCUGCAAAGUACAUGUGUCCUGGGGUGCCAGCAGUCAUGAGUAACCUACUGGCCAACAUCAACGCCUACUUUGCCCACACCACUACAGCCACCACCAACAUCUCCGCAUCAGACCGCUUUGCUGCCUCCAACUUUGGGCGGGAGAAGUUCGUCAAGCUGUUGGAUCAGUUGCACAACUCUCUGAGGAUCGAUUUGUCAAAGUAUCGGGAUAACUUCCCUGCUGGCAACCCCGAACGUCUGCAGGAUCUGAAAUCCACGGUGGACCUGCUAACCAGCAUCACCUUUUUCAGGAUGAAGGUCCAGGAGCUGCAGAGUCCCCCCAGGGCCAGCAUGGUGGUGAAGGACUGUGUGCGCGCAUGCUUGGACUCAACGUACAAAUACAUAUUCGACAAUUGCCACGAACUCUACAACCAGCUACUUGACCAGACCAAAAAACAGGAACUUCCUCGUGAAGAGCAGGGACCCUCCAUUAAGAACUUGGACUUCUGGCCCAAACUCAUCACACUCAUGGUGUCCGUGAUUGAUGAGGACCGUACUGGUUACACACCCGUACUCAACCAAUUUCCCCAGGAACUUAACAUGGGCCAGAUCAGUUCAGAGAUCAUGUGGAACCUGUUUGCCCAGGAUAUGAAGUAUGCAAUGGAAGAGCACGAUAAACAUCGUCUAUGCAAAAGCACGGAGUACAUGAAUUUGCAUUUCAAAGUCAAAUGGUUCCAUAAUGAGUACGUCCGAGAUCUGCCAGCAUUCAAGGGGAUCCCACCGGAGUAUUCUCUGUGGUUCGAGCCUUUUGUUAUUCAGUGGCUCGAUGAGAACGAGGACGUGGCCAUGGACUUCCUUAAUGGUGCUCUCGAGAGGGAUAAGAAAGAUGGAUUCCAGGUGACGUCGGAGCACGCUCUCUUCUCCUGCUCGGUGGUGGACGUGUUCACGCAGCUCAAUCAGAGCUUUGAGAUCAUCAAGAAGCUGGAGUGCCCCAACCCACACGCGCUGGCCCACUUCAUGCGGCGAUUUGCAAAUACCAUCAACAAAGUUCUUUUGCAAUAUGCUGCAAUCAUAUCCAAGGAUUUCCCCUUGCAUGCAAGUAAAGAGAAAGUGCCCUGUAUCCUGCUCAACAACAUCCAGCAGCUUCGAGUCCAGCUCGAGAAGAUGUUUGAAUCAAUGGGAGGGAAGCAGGAGGAAGGGGUGGUGGCCUUCUGCAAGCUGGAUGCGGAGGCCAGUGAGCUGCUGAAGGAGCUCCAGAACAAGCUCAACACCGUGUUGGACCAGCUGAGCGGGGUCUUCGGCUCCAGUUUCAAGCCGGUCAUAGAGGAUUGUGUGAAGCAAAUGAAUCAGGAGCUGGUGCAGAUUAAAGGCAACGUGGGCAACAAGAGUAAUGCUGCUAUGGAUGCUGAGACUGUUCUGAGGCCUCUUAUGGACCUACUGGACAAGAACUUGAUGCUGUUUGCCAAGAUCUGCGAGAAGACAGUGCUGAAGCGGGUUUUGAAGGAGCUUUGGAAAAUCGUGCUGAACACCAUCGAGAGGCAGAUCGUCUUGCCUCCCCUUACGGACCAGAGUCAAGGAGCUCAGAUGAUAUUUAGUGCUGCAAAGGAUUUGGGGCAAUUAUCAAAACUGAAGGAACACGUGAUCCGUGAUGAGGCUCGUAGCCUGACACCACGCCAAUGUGCAGCCAUGGAUUUAGUGCUUCCCACAAUCAAGCAAUAUUUCCACGCGGGUGGUAAUGGUCUUAAGAAGACAUUUUUGGAGAAGAGCCCUGAUCUGAAGUCCUUGAAGUACGCUCUCAGCCUUUACACACAACCCACAGAUGCCUUGAUCAAGAAAUAUAUAUGCACCCAGACCUCUCAAGGUCAGUCGUCCGAUGGACCAGUGGGGGAGGUGUCCAUGCAAGUGGAUCUCGUCUCUCAUCCAGGCACGGGGGAGCACAAAGUCAACGUGAAGGUGGUGGGAGUGAACAACCUCAGCUGGAAGACCAGCGCCAUGUUCCGGCCGUUCGUAGAAGUCAACGCCAUUGGGCCACACCUCGCUGACAAGAAACGCAAGUUCAGCACCAAAACCAAGAACAACAACUGGUCCCCUAAGUACAAUGAAACAUUCCAAUAUGUACUGAGCAAUGAACACGGUCCAGAGACCUAUGAGCUUCACGUCUCUGUGAAGGACUACUGCUUCGCCCGGGAGGAUCGAAUCGUUGGCAUGACCGUUAUCCAGCUACGGGAGCUGGCUGACAAGGGAAGCCUGCCCGUCCUCUGCCCUCUAGUCAAGAACGUCUCCAUGGAUGAAACCGGCCUGACCAUCAUGAGGAUACUCUCUCAGAGGACCAACGAUGAGGUGGCUAAAGAGUUUGUGCGGCUCAAGUCCGACACAAGGUCUGCCGAGGAGGUGACGGAGCCAAAAAAAUAAAGCGAAACAUGCAGCGACGGAAAGCAGGGGAGGGGCAUCAGACGGAUAUCCCAGCUGGCCCAAGGAGUUGUGUUGUUUGUUUUUGUGCAUGUGCGUAAAACAUCUGUUGGAAUGUUCAUUUUAAACUACAGUACGUACAAGUGUUUACCUAAUGUAUGCUCACUGUUAAGUACUAUAUUCUACAAGUUACGUUCAAGGGACAUUCGGUACAUUUUUGUAAGACAUUAGUCUUUUUGAACAGAAAUUUGUUCAGAUAAAGUGCCAAACCAGAGUUUAAAAAAGAACUAAAACAGAACGAUAUAAAACUAUGGCGAACUUGGUAUCUUUUCAAAAUUUGCUUGAUUUGUCCAGUGUAUAAUCAUUCUCUUUGGCCGUGUAGCGUUUUACUCGUUAAGUCCUCUCAUUUGCACCAGUUCGUUACACAUUCCUUCACACAACACUGGUUGUGCAUGUCCUGUGUUCGACCAUGUCUCUCCCAUGAGUUCACAGUGACCACGGCAAAGGUCAUGAGCCUGCGCCCUCCAGUUCUUUGUAUUUUGAGCCAACCCUUAAAAAAGAGACCAUUUUUUAAACGGCGAUGACUGCUAUUUCAGACUUCAUAGGUGUUUGUAAUUUUAUAACCAUUGACAACAAUGAAGACAGCCUCUUGUGCUAUCAGUUGAAAAAAGGGUGGAACAGUCUUUUCUUUAAUGCCAUAUUUUAUGUGUGUUUUUUUCAGUCAUUGGCUUCCAGCCCUUCUGAAUUAUCACUGUGAACACGAGCUUUGGAAGGCGGGCUUACAUAACAUUGCUGACGGUUUGAUAUUGUCGUUUCAUAUAGGAAAUAACUUUGUUCCUGAGAAACUGCCAAAGUUAUAUAAAAUGUUUGUACAAAAAAAGCAAUCCAUUACCUGUAUGAAAAAAUAUAUAUGUACAUGUGCUAUAAGGAUUUUUUUUCAAAGCUACAUAUCCAAGUGGUGAUGGGGUGAUUUAUAAAGUUUUAUUUUGGAGAGUUAUGUGAAGCUGUUAACCAAUCUGAGAGUUGUAAAUGUUGCUUUACAUACAAGUUAUAUCAGCUUCUGUCAUUUCAUUUAUUUUCUUUACAAUGGAAAGAGUUUAACGUUUGGUAAUUAUGCAACAUUCCUAUGUAUUGCACUGAUGGCGAAUUGUAUGUCAUGUAAAUAUACUUAGUGAUAAAUUGUA
Messenger RNA from Alosa sapidissima (American shad), 9222 nucleotides. RefSeq names its product protein unc-13 homolog C-like. The record is from RefSeq and is a predicted model, not a curated record. Gene Ontology annotation, cellular component: synaptic vesicle membrane; presynaptic membrane; plasma membrane. Bases 764 to 8041 code for a protein of 2425 amino acids. Gene Ontology annotation, molecular function: syntaxin-1 binding; diacylglycerol binding; calmodulin binding. The transcript has 34 exons. Gene Ontology annotation, biological process: synaptic transmission, glutamatergic; synaptic vesicle maturation; presynaptic dense core vesicle exocytosis. NCBI's taxonomy places the organism in Eukaryota, Metazoa, Chordata, Actinopteri, Clupeiformes, Clupeidae.